Messenger RNA from Contarinia nasturtii (swede midge), 2469 nucleotides. RefSeq names its product elongation of very long chain fatty acids protein 7. Gene Ontology annotation, molecular function: fatty acid elongase activity. Gene Ontology annotation, cellular component: endoplasmic reticulum membrane. The transcript has 8 exons. The coding region runs from base 436 to 1356 and encodes 306 amino acids. The record is from RefSeq and is a predicted model, not a curated record. Lineage: Eukaryota; Metazoa; Arthropoda; Insecta; Diptera; Cecidomyiidae. Gene Ontology annotation, biological process: fatty acid elongation, monounsaturated fatty acid; fatty acid elongation, saturated fatty acid; fatty acid elongation, polyunsaturated fatty acid.
GCAGCUUACGUUCACAUCUAUUUUCGUGUGAACUCUUCUUCCGAGUUUUCUAUUAUUUACAUUCGAAUUUUUGUUGUGCGGUGAAUUCAGUUAACGAUCUACCUGCAAAAUCAAUCAAUGAUUAAACAUUUUUUGAACACUUUUUCAAGUUUCGAUUUUUGCGAGUUUACUUUGAUGCACGCGCGUGUUUUAUAGAAUUUUCAAUUAUUUUUUUUAAUCGAGCGUCAAGUAGCGAAAAGUAAAUGCGAAUUUUCCGAGACAACGAGAGAGAAAAUUGAAAACCAUUGAAAAUAGUCGUUUGAGAAAACCAAAAUAGAGAAAGAAUACAACGAAAAACAAACAGAAACAACUUUACAAUCAUCAAGCUAGAUAGAAAAGAGAAAGAGAAGAGAAAAAAAUAUAUAUUAAAAAUUAUAAAUCAAUAGACCCACAAAUAUGACUGAAAAAUACAUUGAUUCAAUAGUCGACUUUUUUGUGAGAAACGAAGAUGUACGUACAAAACCAUGGCUACUAUCCGGAUCACCAACACCGUUGCUCAUCAUUCUUGGCAGUUAUUUAUUUUUCUGUUUGCAUGCUGGACCCAAAUACAUGAGAGACAGAAAACCAUUCGAACUUAAAAAGACACUUAUCGUUUACAAUGCUAUCCAAGUUUUAUUGAGCGUGAUCUUGGUGUUUGAGGGUCUUGAAGGUGGAUGGCGAAAACAUUACAAUUAUAGUUGUCAACCAGUGGAUUACAGCCGAAGUCCAGUCGCUAUGAGAAUGGCACGUGCUGUGUGGUUGUACUACAUGUGCAAAAUUACCGAACUCUUGGACACCGUAUUCUUUGUACUGAGAAAGAAACAAAGUCAAAUCACCGGACUGCAUAUGUAUCAUCAUACAUUGAUGCCAAUCUGCGGUUUUAUUGGUAUUAAAUACUUUGCAGGUGGACAUGGUACAUUGUUGGGCCUCAUAAAUAGUUUCAUUCACGUACUAAUGUACACUUAUUACUUGCUCGCCGCCCUCGGACCACAAAUGCAAAAAUAUUUAUGGUGGAAGAAAUACUUGACAAUCAUGCAAAUUGUUCAAUUUUUGAUUGUAUUUGUUCAUACGGUUCAAAUUCAAUUCCAACCAUCGUGCAAUUUCCCAAAAUCGAUUGGUGCAUUGCUCACAUUAAAUGCUGGCAUUUUCACCUAUAUGUUUUCAUCAUUUUAUAUUCGUUCAUACACCAAAAAGCAUCCGUCAAAGAGUCAACUUAACAAAGUCGAUGUAAAUGGUUACAGCUAUAGCAACGGAUUUGCACCAGUAGACAAAUUAAACAAUUCAAUUCCUGAAAAGACCAAGGAAGCGCUUAAUAUUAAACUUAAGAAAGCCAAUUAGUUUAUUAAAAUACACACCACGCACACUUUACCAAACACACACACACACAUACACAACCACACACCACAUACACACACCAUUUUCACAACUAAAACGAAAUCGAAAUAAUCCACUUUAGAAUAUUGUUUUUGUAAUACGAGAAUCGUUUGUACAAAACGUGACUUUUACGUUGAUUGGCUUUUUGUUGUGCUGUUGUUUUUUUUUUUGUGCGCGAUUGAUGGUUGUUAUCGCUGUAUAAAAUGCUAAACGAAACGCAGGAAAUAUAGAAUUUCAGUGUGGAUGAAGAGAAAGAGAGCGAGACAAAGAGAGGACAAAAGAUUUAAUAAAAAAGAUGCAAUCAUCAUUUCAGCUGCAAUAAAAAUUAUGAGAAUUUAAAGUAAAAUUCAAUAACACUUAACAUUUUCGCCGUCAUUUCUUCACAAUUCUCUGAUAUUCUUCGCUGUGUUUUUUUAAUUAAACUUAAACUCUAGAAAAUAUAACAAUUCGUAACCAUUGGAAGAGAAAAAAAGGGACACCUCAACCGAUCACAUGUGUAUUGCAAAAGAAAAUCACAAAUGCCAAUAUAAAAUGGGCUAUGCUGCCAACGAUCAAUACAUUUCUGAAAUUUAUUACGAUUUAUUACAACAAAAAAACAAUCUCUCUCACAUACACAGCACAAUUAACAUUCAGUCUAGGAUAUUCAAACCUUACAAAAACUCAUAUAGUUUUAAGGGUUUUAAGCAAAAAUAUAUGCUUUUUACCUUGACAAAUCCAAAAGAAAUGAAUAAAAGAAAAAAAAAUAGAUCAACAGCAUUUGAAAUGAAACGUUUAUUGAUAAGUUAAAUUGUAUUAAGAAAGAAUAAAAAAAUUAAACAGAUGAAAAUUGGUUGCGACUGAUGCGAACGACCUUGACGAACAAACACUUUAUGAGAAAAAAGAAAAAAAAAUCGUUUUAUCCGCAUAUCUGCAAUUGAAUAUGUUAUUUUUGUUAGAUAGACAUUUAAAUUGUGUAUGUACUUUAAAAACAAAGAAUCAUGCAUAUAAAAUUAGUGUAAAAUGUAAACGGUCUGCAAAACAACCUACACAUUGUUGACAAUUAAAGUGAAUUAAAAAUUGAAAAUGAAUUUUAUUAUA